AUGAAUUAUUUGAUACAAUGGAAUAACUUUUCAGACUCGCUGAGAACUCAGGAAUUCCAACGCUAUGAUGGUUGGUACAACAAUCGUGGAAAUCCCAAAUGGGGGAGCGUGGGUAGUCAACUGCUCAGAGAUUCGCCUGCAAACUACGCCGACGGAAUAUACACGAUGAAUCUGCUCGCUCACCAUUCAUUCUCGAGCCUAUCUCCGAACUUGUUUUGCAAAGGUUCGCCCGGCAUCCGGAACAGACGCAAUUUGACCGCCAUGUUUGCCUUCUUCUGUGAGUUUCGCUUCACCGCAAUCCGUUUCGCUAUU
Messenger RNA from Ostertagia ostertagi, 312 nucleotides. Lineage: Eukaryota; Metazoa; Nematoda; Chromadorea; Rhabditida; Trichostrongylidae. The record is from the annotation of a GenBank genome assembly.